CGGAGACUUCCGAGACUUCGGUCGGAGUUCAAUGGCGAUGUGUGUAAGGUGGGAAGUUUUGACGUUCGUGCACAAGAAAUGUCUAAAUUGGAUUCUUCUUGCCACUUUUAUUUGUACUGUGAAUUACGCAUGUAGUCAGGAUGAUCCUACGGAUCUGGCUGAACCGACGGUUGUUAUCGCCAUUCUUAUCAGGAAUAAGGCUCAUACAUUGCCUUAUUUUUUGACACUUCUGGAGAGGUUAGAUUAUCCGAAAGACCGCAUUUCUUUGUGGAUGAGAAGUGACCAUAACAUAGAUGACACCCUUACUGUUUUAAGAAGAUGGUUAGAUGUUGCAGAAAGAGAUUAUCAUUCUGUCAAUAUAAAACUCACAGAAUCUCCUCCAGAAAAUCUCCCUGAUGAGACAGGUCCAGCUCAUUGGUCUCCAGAGAGGUUUACACAUAUAAUUCAUUUGAGAGAAAAUGCUUUGAAUUAUGCUCGAGGUUUGUGGGCUGACUUUGUGUGGUUUCUUGAUGCUGAUGUCUUUCUGACUGAACCCCUUGCACUUCGUCAACUGAUUAAUAAGCGGUUCACUGUUUCGGCACCGAUGCUACGUUCUGAUGGGCUAUAUUCUAACUUCUGGUGUGGUAUGACUGAUGAUUAUUAUUAUCUUAGAACAGACGAAUAUCGCCCUACUCUGAAGAGAGAAAGGCAGGGGUGUUUUGUGGUCCCUAUGGUGCACUCAGCUGUACUUGUUGAUCUGCGACGAGCAUCAUCGCGUCAUCUUUCUUUCCUUGCAAGUAAUGUGCCUGGAUAUUCUGGUCCUCACGACGAUAUAAUUACUUUUGCUCUGGCAGCUAAUAAGUCUGGAAUACCCUUUCAUAUUUGUAACGAAGAGUUAUAUGGCUACAUUAUGGUUCCUUUGGAACAAACUGACUCUCUUGACGUUGAUUAUACCCAGCUGACAAAUUUAAAAUUAGAAGUUCUAGUGGAAAAUCCUCCUUUGCCCUAUAAUCAAAUGUUUGGUGAUUUUGUGACGUAUCCAAAAAAGGACACAUUGGGCUUUGAUCGAAUAUACAUGAUAAAUUUGUUGCGGCGACCUGAACGCCGUGAACGAAUGCAACAUUGUUUUGAUGAAUUGGGACUGCAAGUCACUGUCUUGAAUGCUGUGGAUGGGCGAAAGCUCAAUGCUAGUCUUCUUGGAGAACAAGACAUUCAUAUGAUGCCAGACUACCAAGACCCUUACCACAAAAGACCAUUGACAAUGGGUGAAGUUGGAUGUUUUCUAUCUCACUACAAUAUUUGGAAAGAGGUUUUGGCUCAUGGUGACCAAAAGGUCAUGGUUCUAGAGGAUGACAUUCGAUUUGAACCAUUCUUCAGACAGAAAGUUGCACGGUUGAUGGCAGAACUUGAAAGUUUAAAUAUUGAUUGGGACCUUGUGUACCUAGGAAGGAAACGCCUGCAAGAAGCAGAUGAACCAUGGGUGGAAGGAGCACAUUUGUUGGUCCAUGCAGGCUAUUCUUAUUGGACAUUAGGUUACUUAUUAAGUAACAGAGGGGCACAAAAACUUUUAGAUGCCCGUCCUUUGGAAAAACUGGUACCUGUUGAUGAAUACCUACCCAUUCUUUUUGAUAAACAUCCACAGGCAUCUUGGAAAGGACGGUUUCCUCGACGAGAUUUGCUUGCCCUUUCAGCUGCUCCAUUGCUUGUGUAUCCUACUCAUUACACAGGAUCAUUGUUUUGUUCUAAUUGGGGUAUAAGUAGAUUGUACUUGAAUCAUAGGUUUAUUUCCUUAAGAGAUAGGAGAAUUUCGCUGUGGCUGUUAGUUUUAUAGUGUCUUUUUCAAUCACGUAAGUAAUUACUAUGUUAAUAACAGCAAAAGUACAGUGUUGUUUUCCAUUCCAAUGAAUUUCAUGACAUAUGUUGAUAUUGUUUCUCACCUCAUGAAAAUGAAACACCAUAAUUUUGUUAAUGUGGAAACAUCUUUGGAUUAUGUAACUUAAAUGUAUCAGUGUGUAUUUUGGUAAAAUAUUGUCUUUUUAUACCUAUACCAUUUGUUCUUUACAUGAAAUUAAGAGUUUAGUGCAAGAUUUUUCAGAUGAAAUCACAAUGUAGGGUCAAAUAUGAAUAUUUGCAGUUAUCCUCAUUUCCAACAAAUUGAAAAUUUAAUCUAUUUUACAAAUCCGGAAGAAAUUAGUCUAAAUUGGCACAGGGUACAAGUACGUACAUUGUUUCCUUGAGAAUUGUGCAAAACUGCCUUGUUGUUAUAUAGUCAUAUCCACAAUUUUCUAGAGGAAAUUCUGUGCAUUUUAAUAAACAAUAUAUACAAGAAGAGGAGAAUUAUAAAAGUUAGUCAAUUUAUGAAGGGUGCAUGUAGUCACACUGCAGUGGAAUCAUUCAUUUUUUAAAUGAUAAUGCAAUAAUCCACAUAUAUCUAGUCCUGCCAAUUACACUUUUAAUCGGGUAACAUUUUGCCAUCUCUAAGUGUCCUAUGUCACUGUGGAAAUUGGUUUUCAUUACUGAAUUUUGCUACCAUGGAUUUUAUAGUUGCUGUCGCAUGCUUAUAGUUGCCCACUUGAUGUCACAUUACUGGAUCAGUACAAGAGUUCUCACUGAGGAGAAAACCCAGGAUCAAAUACUGAAAGUGGCUCAUUAAAAAAUUGGUGUGAAUUGCCUGGCUAAUUUGUGAUGGAUGCUGAAAAUAUGACUAGGCUUAAUCUGUGAAUAUAUGACAACCUCAUAUUUUUUGGGAGAAAACCUCAACUUAUAUUCAGGUAAAUAUGGUAUGCAUAUAUUUAUAUGUAUUAUGGAAACUACCCAUCACAGAGCUUGAAUUACCAUUGAAUCGGACAUUAAAGUGAUGUGACUGGUUGUUUUGUACAAAUGUCAAUUACUUAUUUUAAUUGAAGUAUGAAGCACUUAGUGCAUUUAUUAUUCAAAUUAUUUCAUGUGCAUCACUGUUUAAAACUGUACAUAAUUGCAUAACAGCCUUAACAGGUGAAGUUAAUUUUUCUUCCCUGGUUGAGAUUUUUUACCAUUUUUUAUUUACUUAAUAUGUAUUAAAGAAGAGGCAAACCCAACUUAAUAUUAGACAAAGUAAAGUUUUUUUUAGAAAGUAUGUUAUGGAUGGCUUCCUUUUCAGUGACCCAAAGUCUGUGAGUAAAUACAAAAUGUUAUUACACUAAUCCACUUAAUAUUGUAAGCAUAUAUUAAUUUGCUACUUAUACAUUUUAUCUCUCUAUGAAACCAAAUUUUGUCUAAAUUAAUUAGGUUUUCUGUGAAUGGCUUCUUCUUGUGUUUGCAAAAUCAAAACCUAGGAAGCUCUUACAAUAUUUCCAACUUCGUUUCAUUUGUAUUACUUAUUUGUAUAUGGUGAUGCAAUAGGAAUGAGUAUGUAAUUAAGCUAUAUCUGCAUAUGUUUUGUUUUGCUACACAAAACAUCAAAUAUUGACUUUUUUACACCCUUAGUAUACAGUUGUGAUAAAGAUGGUAUAUUUUUAAUGUGAGAUUGAAUGAAGUGCCUUUGGUCAUUUUAAAAUAUCAUGACUAUUUAUAAUCUUGUCACUAAGUGCCACAAUUUAUUUCAUUUCUGUAAAUAAUUUGCUGUGAAACAGGCCAGUUUGCAUUUAUCUGCCAUAUUUUUGUUACCAAAUGCCAUUUUAAUGUAAAAUCAAGUUGACUACUGAAACGUUCUCUUUUGUAAUUGGUGGAUAAGAAUGAUCGAAAGACCAUUCAGUGAAAAAUAUUGAAUUACAAUAUAUUAUCUGUUAAUUCAGUUCUCUCAUUUUCUCAAUUGCUGUGGUAUUGUCCCAGCAAUUGGGAAAAUUGUUUUUAUUAUUGUUAUAGCAGUCGACUUGAUUCAAAGUUUGUGAUUGUGUGAAUGAUAGUUAUGUUAUACAGUUUGUCACUUUAUCAUAUGCCAAAGACUGCCUAAUAGUGACAAAGUGAGUAAUAGAUAUUAUCUAAUCAUUAAGUCCUUCUUUGCUUAUAUGUACUAUUUACUUUAUAAAUGAAUUUUAAGAGAUGAAGUCUUUCCAUUUCCUUUUUAAACACAAUGGUGGGUUCAAGUGUGGAGAAUUAUUUUAUUGCUGCAGUUAAUACUAGAUGGUAAUGGUGCUCAACCUGCUGCCAUUGUAUUCCCCAAAGCAUUGCAUUUGACAUAAAAUCUGUGAAGGGAUUGAAAGCUUUCAUGAUGGUUUGUCUUUCAGAAUAUAGGAGAUUCUUCUACUGAAAUCUUGCAGUGUGGCUGCUCGACUUGCAGUGAUUAUGUUCUGGCCUCUAUGUACUCUUGAGGGGGCUGUCGUUCACUGACAUUUGCCUUCUCAGACAUUCUGACUUCAGGGACGUUGCUUAACUUGGGUUUUAAGAUAUUUUGUAUAUUUUAGCCAAUGAGAUUGUCUUUCUGUUGAUAUUAAGUUUUUUGUUGUUUUUUUCCCCAACACAAUUCCUGUGUGUUUUCAUGAUUAUAAAUAAGGAUCAAGAGAUCAAAACUUAAUUCCUAGACAAAAUGUAUGAAGUGGUAGUGUCAUAUGUAGUGCAAUAUGAAGUUAUAGUUUCUACUAUUUUUUAAAUUGAGCCUAUCUUUGCUGAACGUUCAUAAAGUUUAUAACUCACAUGAAACCUAUUUCAAAAAUAUUGUGGAAUUAAUACAUUUUGAUUUUUGUUCCACAAAUUUCCUCACAGCUCUAUGCGUUGAGAAAUGUACAAGCACAUUGUUGGGUGUCGUGACAAUCUCAUGGAAUGAGGUGACAGAGGCUGAAAGUGGACCAUUGACCAUGGAGUUGGUAGAGCUUUCAUUAUGUGGACAGGCUGUUGGAAUACUCAUGUGGUCAGAUUUAGAGACUAUAAUUCCUUGCUAGAGAAAUAACAGUGACCAUAAAGUUUUAGAAAAU
Molecule: messenger RNA, 4868 nt
Organism: Gryllus bimaculatus (two-spotted cricket)
Lineage: Eukaryota; Metazoa; Arthropoda; Insecta; Orthoptera; Gryllidae
Source: the annotation of a GenBank genome assembly